Messenger RNA from [Torrubiella] hemipterigena, 225 nucleotides. Lineage: Eukaryota; Fungi; Ascomycota; Sordariomycetes; Hypocreales; Clavicipitaceae. The record is from the annotation of a GenBank genome assembly.
AUGUCGUCAAGUAACCGCGAGUCGGUGGCGUCAGUCCAAAAUACUAGCGAAGAUGCCCACGCAGAUGUUGCUGUAGCUGUGGAGGAGCUCGUCAACUCACUAUCACACCGCUUUGCUGGCGUCUCAUCGGAAAUCUUUGCCAAACUUGACGAAAUGUCUAGAAGACUGGACAAGUUGGAGGCAGAUCUCAAAGAUGGCGGCAAAAAGGACGCCGCGUCGAAAUGA